CAACGGGGACGGGCUCGGUGAUGUGACUGAGAAUGUGAAAAGUACGGAGUCCCAUUAUAAUGAGUGAUUUACUUCGGGAAAUCUUUAAUAUUUAUAAAAGUUCGUACGAUCUCUUUUCCACUGAGUAUCAGCUUCGUCAGCCUACUUCUUUCGAGAGUUCUAGAAUUAUUUAAACCAACGAGGCGAAAAUCAAAUAAAUUUCAGAAUCGUGCUCGCUCGUUGGAAAGCAUUGCGACGAACAUAAACAAUGCCCUAGUAUGCGUACGUUCGAUAUUUCACUCUCCAAUGCAUGUUAAAUAAUCGUUUAAUUUUUCACUGCUAUCAUGAAGAAAAAACGCAGACAGCACAAUGCUAGUGUGGAGAAAAGCGGAGAUUCGACGAGAUGUACCGAUUCAUGUAACAGUAUGAAGCGAUUGGAAUGCCAACAUUUUCUAAAGGCCGUUAAUUUGAACAAAUUGAGAAAAGUAGCCAAGGAUAAAAAGAAUAUCUGUGUCGAAUGUCUCAAAAAUAAGGAUCCCGUAAUGAUUGACGACGAACUGUUCUGUAAAUCUUCUGAAUUAUGGAUUUGUUUGCAAUGUGGACAUUCCGUAUGUAAAAAAAGUGAGAAUAACCAUGUGAAGAAACAUUUCGAGACUAGUCGAAGUACCGAACAUUGUGUAAUGAUUAAUACUUUCGAUUGGACUGUUUGGUGCUACCGCUGUGAUAAAAAUGUUUAUCAUAGUAAUAGUGGGAGUAAGAAGAAAAUCCUUGAAGUUACGGAAUUAUUAAAAAAUUCGAUAAAGUCAAAUAAGCCAAUUCAGCCAAAGCCUUGUAUACCACUGUGCCAAAAUGAGAAAUCCAGCACAGACAAUGAUAAUAAAGCAAUAUCGAAUGAUUUUCCUAAAGUCGGGGGAUUAACAAAUUUAGGAAAUACUUGCUUCUUUAAUGCAGUACUACAAUGCCUUGCACAGACACCAUAUUUAAUUAAAGUCUUGGAUGACUUGCAAGUGCCUGGACAAAAAAUUGUAAUACCUGGUGGAGGGUUUAAAGGAGCUGAUAACAAAGAAGUUGACUUGCCACCCAUAGAGGGAGUUUUACAAAAAACUGGUACUUUUACGCCUAUAUUACGUAAAACUCUUACAGAAAUGCAAAAUUCCAAUGGUCAAGUUUAUAAUCCUUUAGAAUUAUUAAAUUCAUUAAGGGAAAGUACAAAUCAAUACACGGACGGUGGUCAACACGAUUCACACGAACUUUUGAGGCAUUUAUUAGAACAAGUUCGUAGCGAGGAUCUACAGAGGUACAAAACAAUAAUUUUACAAGAGCUCGAUCUAACUGAAAAAUCGAAACGUCAGUGUAUAGACAGUAAUUUGAAAGAUCGUGUUAAAUUCUAUGGAAAUCAAGCUAGUGCUAAAUUAUUGGGCCCAGAGCGAAUUUUUAGGGGAGAAUUAUUCUCAGCUCUUCAAUGCUUAAAUUGUCGUCAUUACUCAUCUCGAGCUGAGCCAUUUCUAGAUCUUAGUUUACCUGUCUUGGUUGAAAAAUCACAAUCUCCUAAUCUUAAGAGGAAAAGCAGUGGAUUGGAGAAUUCAAUAGACUCGAUUAUUAAUUCCAAUAAUUCUUCUACACAAGAAUGCAAAAAGACUUAUAAGGCCGCUAAUAAGAAAAAUAGAACAAAUAGAAUAAAAAAUCGUGAUAUUACUAGCCCAUCUAUAUCUAAUCCAAAUCGUAUAUCUGAAGAAAAAAAAGAGAAUGUAAUAGAAUUUGAGGAAAGCGAUGCCGAUGUAGAAGAUAAUAUUGAAAACGAAGAUGUUUCAAUGCCAGAAAUCGGUGAGUCGGGAUACAGUUCAGAAAAACCAUCCGCAGUCACAAGUCCAGAAUCUCUUUCAGAAUUUCGAGACACCGAACAAAAUACUAAUAAUCUAGAGCUAAAUGUCCUACCUGUUCUAAGCGAUACAUCAAGCAAUUUUCAUAUUAUGCAAUCAGCCUACAAAAACAGCACAUCACCAAGCCCAACAGAUAUUUCAAUGAUAGAUAUUACGGAAAAUAAAAGUAUUGAAACAGCAGAAUUUUCUCAUUUAAUUUCUCUAGCACAUUCUGAUAUCACAAGUCCCGAAGGACCUACUAUCAGUCCAAUGAGUACUCCAUUUACAUCUAAAAAUACUUCAUCUACCUCGGUUUCGAGCGACGAAGAACGAGUGUCAGAGAAAAUUGACCAACCCUUUUUAAAAUCUAAAAGUUUUGAACAGAUUGAUUUGAAUGAUCAAGAAAGUUCUAUGCAGACAAGCGUUGACUUAGCAGAUGAAAAUUCAGGCGAUAAUGAAAAUGACACGACCAAACUAACUAAUGGCAUCGGUGAUAUAACAUCAGGUAUAACAAAAUUGGAUUUAUCAAUCUUCUCUGAACCAUCGAUUUCAUAUUCUAACGAAGGAGAAUGUUCGAUACAAUUGUGUCUUAAUCAAUUCACUAAACAUGAAUUAAUGAAUGGGAAUAAUAAAGUGGGUUGUGCUGCUUGUACAGAAAGAGAAAAUAAGGGUGAAAAGGAAGGAGUGAAAAUGGUUUGUACAGAUAGUAUAAAAAAAUAUUUGAUUUCUCAAGUACCAGCAGUUCUCAUUUUACAUUUAAAAAGAUUUCAAAUGCAAAAGUUCAGUUUCCGUAAAGUAUGUAAGCAUGUUAGUUUCCCGAUGCUCUUAGAUUUUGCACCUGUCAGCAAAGAUAAACGCCAGGUAUAUGCAUUAUAUGGUGUGGUUGUGCAUACUGGAAAUUUAUGUGGAGGACAUUAUGUAUCUUACGUAAAGUCAAGAGCACCGUUAAAACCAAACGAUCCCAGAUGGUCAUUUUUACCUUCGAAAGAUAGUUUUCCAAGUGAUGAAACAUCAAGCGAGUCUAAUUUGGACUUGAAAAAGAGUGAAACUAUUGAUCUUGAAAUUACAGAUCCUAAAAUUACUGAAAUUCAAACACCACCGGGUCAGUGGUAUUACAUCUCUGAUUCUAGAGUUCAAAAAGUAGAUGAAAAAACUGUUUUACAAAAGGAAGCUUAUUUGUUAUUCUAUGAAAGAAUACUGUAGAUUUAGUUUUAAUUUAAAUACUCCACACCCGUCAAUUCGUGUUAAUUAUAAUAAAAUAA
Molecule: messenger RNA, 3100 nt
Organism: Ceratosolen solmsi marchali
Lineage: Eukaryota; Metazoa; Arthropoda; Insecta; Hymenoptera; Agaonidae
Gene: Usp16-45
Product: ubiquitin specific protease 16/45
Exons: 13
Coding region: 324-3041 (905 amino acids)
Biological process (GO): protein deubiquitination
Cellular component (GO): cytosol; nucleus
Molecular function (GO): zinc ion binding; cysteine-type deubiquitinase activity
Source: RefSeq, a predicted model, not a curated record